Messenger RNA from Stegostoma tigrinum, 3020 nucleotides. RefSeq names its product NME/NM23 family member 9 (gene nme9). Gene Ontology annotation, molecular function: nucleoside diphosphate kinase activity. The record is from RefSeq and is a predicted model, not a curated record. NCBI's taxonomy places the organism in Eukaryota, Metazoa, Chordata, Chondrichthyes, Orectolobiformes, Stegostomatidae. Gene Ontology annotation, biological process: CTP biosynthetic process; GTP biosynthetic process; UTP biosynthetic process. Bases 235 to 2262 code for a protein of 675 amino acids. The transcript has 22 exons.
AUUUCCUGCGAUGCCAGUGCAAAGUAACAUUGCAACCGGCCUCACACUACCGACGGCAAGGACGGGUCCACGAAGUGCUGGUGGGACAGGGAAUCACUGCUCUCCCAACAACAAGGUAAAAAAAAGGAAACAUCCCCAUGGCUGGAAAGAAGAAAGAAAUAACACUACAGGGAAUCAGAGCACCAGCAGCACUUCCCUGACCCACCUGACGGAGAACGCAUUUAAUACCACCGGAUGACCAUCUUGAACCAGGAGCAAUGGGAUGACAUGUUGGCUAUUACUGGACUAACUGUGGUAGAUGUGUAUCAGGCUUGGUGUGGUCCAUGCAAGGCAGUCACCAGCUUGUUUCGGAAGAUUAAGAAUGAACUAGGGGAUGAUCACUUGCAUUUUGCUGUGGCUGAAGCAGAUAUCAUUGACUCACUACAAAAAUACAGAGGAAGAUGUGAACCUACCUUCCUUUUCUAUGGAGGAGGACAGUUAGUUGCUGUUGUGAGAGGAGCAAAUGCCCCAUUACUACAGAAGAGCAUCCAUGAACAACUACGCACUGAGAAGAAGGUGCUAGAGGAGGGAGCUGACCGCAAAGUGAUCAAAGAUGAAGGCUUAUCAGAAGAAGAAGAGGAGCAAGUGGUGGUGUUGAAAACUAAUGGAGAAGAGGAUCUGGUUACUACCAACAAAUCAUGCACGGUAGCAAUCAUCAAACCUGAUGCCGUGGCUCAUGGGAAAGCAAAUGAAAUAAUAAUGAAGAUUCGGGAAGCGGGCUUCGAAAUUUUAGCUCAUGAAGAAUGGACAUUAACCAAGGAAGAGGCCCAUGAUUUCUACCGCCACAAAGCCGAAGAGUCUCAUUUUGAGGAGCUGAUUCAGUUCAUGUCUAGCGGUCCUUGUCAUAUUCUGAUCCUGUCCAGACCUGAAGGAACAGUUGAUGUCAUUCCACUGUGGAGAGAAUUUAUUGGUCCAACAGAUGUCGAAGUUGCAAAGCGGGAGAGGCCUGAAAGUCUCCGAGCCCUGUACGGGACUGAACAUGUAUUCAAUGCAGUUCAUGGGAGUGAUGACAUGGACCACGCUAGCAGGGAGUUGGCCUUCUUCUUCCCCAGCUUUGGAAAAGCAUCUGAAGCCCAGAUUCCGAUUCAGCAAGAGGAGAGGGUUCAGAAAACACUGGCUCUAAUCAGGCCAGAUCUCUUAAAGGAGAGAAAAGAUGAUAUCCUGCAGAAGAUUGCAGAAGCUGGUUUUAUGAUUGCCCUGCAGAAGGAGGUUGUACUCACAGAAAAACAAGUUUAUGAAUUCUACAGCGAGCACACGCAAGAAGAAUACUUCCCAGUUCUUCUUCAGAACAUGACCAGUGGACCUGUGUUAGCCUUGGCUCUUGCUUCCAUGGACGCAGUUGAACGCUGGCAGAAUCUGCUCGGACCAAAGGAUGUGAAUCGGGCAAAGGAGGAAGAUCCUGAGAGCCUCAGAGCACAGUUUUCAAUAGAAACUGUUCCCAUUAACCAGCUGCAUGGUAGUGGGACACCCCAGGAAGCAGAAAAGGAGCUGAAGUUCUUCUUCUCAAUGGAGCAAACACUGGCGGCUAUCAAACCUGAUACUCUGGAGGAGCAUCGAGAUGAGAUUAUACAGAAGAUUAAACAAGCAGGCUUCAUUAUAUCACAUAUGGAUGAGAAAACUCUGAGCAGGGAAAUGGCAGAAGAGUUCUAUAAGGAACACAAGGGCAAACCAUUCUUUGAACAACUGGUUGACUAUAUGUCUGAAGGUCCAUUAUUGAUGAUGAUUUUGAGUAAGGAAAAUGCAGUGGAAGAAUGGAGAAAUUUAAUGGGCCCCACAGAUCCUGAGGAAGCCAAACGAACUGCACCAGACUCUCUACGAGCCAAGUUUGCAAAGAAUAUCCUGCAGAAUGCCUUGCAUGGCAGCUCUGAUCGGCUCCAAGCUAUGGAAAAGAUCCAGUUUGUGUUUGGGGACAUCAACAUUGGAGCAGAUGGGGUUGUCCAAGGUAUUGAACCAGAUUUGGAGAAGGUGAUAUGUCCAGAAUCCAGGGAAGAGUCGGAAGGUGCAAAGCUGGAGACUGACGAAGUGGAGAGAAGAGAUGAGGCUACAGUAGAUAAUGAGAGCACGCCCACUGACAGUUCACAGAGCACCGUGAAUGAGAGUUCACAGAGUCUAUUCUCUGAAGCAGCAGAGAAGGUGGACAGUGAUGAUCCACCUUUACCCACUGAAACUGUGGAGACAGCAGAAACGACAGCAGUAGAUAAUGAAGGAGCUGACUGCGAAUAAGAGUCACAUCGAGGUUGAGAUCACGAUGCAAGUGAAAACAGAGGAAAAUGCGAUAAGUAGCAGAGACAUAAGUUCAUUCUGUGUACACACAAGUGAAUUGGCCUAGUGCAUUCCAGAACCUAACUUAUUGUAAGUUAAUAAAGCUCACUGCUCCAGGAAAGAACAUCCGUGCACAAUGUAAUUCUACAGAGUAAUAGUUUUUUGGAUGAGCUACUGGAGCCUGGUAUGUGCCUGUGGAUCAAAAAUCCAGCAAAGACCUCAAGUAGAGACAGACUGGAAAAUGGCAAAAACCAAAGAUACUUCUACCAUCACAAUGACAACAGGGUUAGCAAUGAAAAUUCUGUCUGAUGGCUGAUUGCAAAGAUGAUAUGUUCUUGUAAUACAACAAUGGUAUUUCUGUGAAUCUAAAAUCACAUCAUUACAAAAAAAUGGAUUAAUUUGUUUUGCUACAUUCAAUGUUGUCAGACAUUCCCAUUUGACUGAGAAGAGACUGAUUGCAAUAAAUCGUUAACACAUAACUUCAAUUGCUAACCAUCUGGAAUACUUGUAUUAAUAUUUUUUCAGCUGACCUAACAAUUCCAAAGAAAGUAAGAAGGGAGAGUCAUGGCUGGGGAGUUUCAGUCUGCAACCGUACCACUAUAUUUAUAAUGCCACACUGUGGCUGUGCAACAUAUUAAUUCUUCUUCAGGCACCCCACAUAACUUGAAUUAAAGCUAAAGUGAUUUUAAUUUCCAAUUCUGAGGGAAACCUCCUUAUGG